AUGAGGUCGAAUUCGGCAGCGGUGGCAUCGGUGAUCCUGGUGGUCGGAUGGCUUGGGGCAACCAGCCACGCGGCCAAUAUACUGUACAUCAAUACCGUCGCUUCGCCGAGCCAUUUCGGAUGGAACCGUGCCCUUGUCUAUGCCCUUGCCGACCGAGGCCAUAAUCUCACCGUGUUCGGUGUGGACGCCGAGAAGGAUCCACCGGCGAACGUUACCUUUAUUUUGGUGGAGAAUGUGUACCAAUCGUUGUACAGCGAAUCGGACAUGAGUAUGGAUUUCUUCGAGAUGACAAAAAUGAACGUGUUCGGAAUGCUGAAAAUGUACGACGAUUAUGUGCUGACCGUGUGUGACAUAGUGUUGCGCAACGAGGGAGUGAAAAAGCUCUACGAAUAUCCGGCGGACUUUGGGUUCGAUUUGAUCAUAAACGAUUACCUCAGCGGACCGUGCUUGGCGGCCCUUGCUCAUCACCGGUUCGGGCAGCCACCGGUAGUGGCAGUGACGGCGUAUCAUGGCGCUUCGACCACCCUUUCCAUGACCGGAGCGUAUCAGAACUCGGCCCUCAUUCCGAACCACGCGCUCGACGCGAUGGAGCAGAUGAGCUACUGCGAACGGUUCGUCAAUCUGUUGGCCAACAUGUGGGAAGAAAUGUUGCACCGCUGUGAUAUGAUUCCCAAGUCGAACCGAAUGCUCCGGCGCUUCGAACCUUCGUUGCCGGACGUUGGAGAGUUUUAUCGACAGACGAAACUUGUUCUGCUGAACGCGAACCCGAUUAUCCAGUUCACCGAACCGCUGAUGCCGAACAUCAUUCCGGUCGGUGGGCUGCAGAUCGUCAAACCGAAGCCACUGCCGGAGGAUCUUGCUACGAUGCUAGACCGAUCGAGCCCGGGCGGUGUUGUGCUGUUCUCGCUCGGGACGAAUGUGCGCAGCGAUCAGCUGGGCACGGUACGUAUCAACGGAAUCCUGGAUGCGAUGCAGGCCCUGCCGGAGUACACGUUCCUGUGGAAGUUCGAGUCGGACGCGAUGCCCCGGGCUUUACCACCGAAUGUCCACGUGCGACCUCGCGGCGGUGACGGUGGCGGCGGCGGCGGCGGUUGA
Molecule: messenger RNA, 1095 nt
Organism: Anopheles cruzii
Lineage: Eukaryota; Metazoa; Arthropoda; Insecta; Diptera; Culicidae
Product: UDP-glucosyltransferase 2-like
Exons: 3
Coding region: 1-1095 (364 amino acids)
Molecular function (GO): UDP-glycosyltransferase activity
Source: RefSeq, a predicted model, not a curated record